UAUAUUUUGUAAUUUUGAAUUUUAUGAUUCCUUCUGAAUUCUGUCCUUUGAAAAAGUAUUGUCUCUGAUACAUCUUCCCAGAUAUCAAUUUCAAUUUGUCCAUCUUCCUGCACCCAGACCUGCCUCUCCCCCUUGAUCCCCUUCUCAGUGACCACAUCACUCUCGCCAUCCCCUGAUCUCAUCUCUGAUUGUUGGGCUGUUUCUGUGGAGCUGGCCUCACAAAGUCUCUUAAAUUUGUCCCGUCUUCUGAAUCACCACCACCAUUGCCUGGGUCCAGACUCUCACAUCUUCUACACUGUUACUUUAAUUGUUUCCUAAUGGAUCUCUCCAAAUUCAGCCUAGUCUUUUCACACUACUGACAGAAUAAUCUUUCUAAAAUUAAAAUCUGUUCAUAAAAAAUAAGGUUUUGAACCUGGGUAGUUCCUAUUUACUGCAACAUAUAAUUCCAAAGCUCCCCAGUCCAGUAAAAGCCUGCCAUUGUUCAAUAAGUGAAGUCCAAAAAAUUAUGCCACAUAAUAUGCAGAGUGAUGCUAUCUUAAGAUUAAUGAAUGAUCAGGACAAGUCUGGCCAUCUUAUUGGACAGCAGUUCCAAGGGUUAUUUUGUUAGACUCAGAUACAGUCGUGUUCUAGCCGCUGUUGGGUGCUACCCUGUGGAGGUUGCCUGCUCUGGGCUUAAAUAUUAUUGGACAUGAUUCUGGAUCCCUCAGCUAGUUAGGUUUUCUAGGAUGAGCACUCAUGAUUCCAGGAAUCUCCUGGUUAAUUGAUAUUCAUUUUUGAAUAUCAGACUGACCUUGGAAUACUGUAAUUGGGGAAUACUGGGGACACAGGGAACCAUUCUCUUGGUUGCUUGGGUCCUUCUUCUCUCUACAUCUUCUUUCUUCUAUAGAAGCUAAAAUGUUUGAGAACAGGAGAUGGGCGGAGGAUGGGAGCCCAUUGCCAGGCACAUUAUAUCAGAAAACAAGUUUUCAUGAGGCUUUUAAGGAAUCCUGCCAGAAGUUCUAUCAGGCAGACCUGGAGGAACUGAACUUUUCUAAAGACACUGAAGAAUGCAGGAAACACGUAAAUGACUGGGUGACGGAGAAGACUGAAGGAAAGAUUUCAGAGAUACUGGGGGCUGGGGCAAUCGGUCCUCUGACCAAGCUGGUCCUCGUGAAUGCAACCUAUUUCAAAGGAAAGUGGCAUGAGCAAUUUGACAGAAAGCACACAAGGGGAAUGACCUUUAAAACCAACAAGGAGAAGAAGACAGUGCAGAUGAUGUUUAAGCAAGCUGAAUAUAAAAUGGGGUAUGUGGAGGAGGUGCACGCCCAGGUCCUGGAGCUGCCCUACGUGGAGGGGGUGCUGAGUAUGCUCAUUUUACUGCCUGAUGACAACACAGAUCUCGCUGUGGUGGAAAAGGCACUUACAUAUGAGAAGUUCAGAGCCUGGACAAAUCCAGAAAAGCUGACUAAGGAUAAAGUUCAAGUUUUUCUUCCCAGAUUAAAGCUGGAGGAGAGUUACGACUUGGCGGCUUUUCUUCGAAGUUUAGGAAUGACUGAUGCUUUUGAGGAAGCCAAGGCCGACUUUUCUGGAAUGUCAGCCAAGAAGAACGUGUCCAUGUCCAAGGUCGUGCACAAGUGCUUUGUAGAGGUCAACGAGGAGGGCACGGAGGCAGCUGCGGCCACCGCGGUGGUCAGGAACUCCCGGUGCAGCAGAACUGAGCCAAGAUUUUGUGCAGACCACCCUUUCCUUUUCUUCAUCAGGCACCAUGAAACCAACAGCAUUUUGUUCUGCGGCAAGUUCUCUUCUCCAUAAAGAGCUGCAGUCCUUGUACGUCACUCUGCCUACCCUGCCUUACUUCAAAUUCCCUGUGACCAAAUUGACGCGGUGGUUUGAAUGCCAAAAUAAAGUGUAAUUAUGAUAACAGGACCCCCUCA
Molecule: messenger RNA, 1913 nt
Organism: Aethalodelphis obliquidens (Pacific white-sided dolphin)
Lineage: Eukaryota; Metazoa; Chordata; Mammalia; Artiodactyla; Delphinidae
Product: serpin B8
Exons: 5
Coding region: 895-1791 (298 amino acids)
Biological process (GO): negative regulation of endopeptidase activity
Cellular component (GO): cytoplasm
Molecular function (GO): serine-type endopeptidase inhibitor activity
Source: RefSeq, a predicted model, not a curated record